AUGCUCCCCACGUCAACGCUUAUCCUCUCCUCUCCCAACGCCGCCUAUGCUCUGCUGACAGCAAGCUCUGCUUGUACUGAGACUCCCAAGCAGCGUCGCCGGAUCGACUCGUCCUGCGCUCAUUCCUUAUCCAGCGACUCUGUUUCUCACCAGCUCAAAUCCACCUCUUCUGGGUUUCGUGUUCCUCUCGUUCGAUCCGCCAACAAAAUUUCGGUUCCAGCAAGUCCUCUUCGACGAAACCGUGACCUUUCCUCCUUCCGUGUCGUCGCGUCGUCCAAUCUUCACGAGAUGGCCGGUGCAACUUCAGCUGAUGCCGCUGGUGCCGGUGAUUCCUCCUCCGGGCUCGUCGUAUGCUUCGGCGAAAUGCUCAUCGAUUUUGUCCCCACCGUCAACGGCGUCUCUCUCGCCGAAGCGCCUGCAUUCAUGAAGGCUCCUGGCGGCGCGCCUGCCAACGUGGCGGUUGGCAUUGCGCGGCUCGGUGGACGCGCGGCUUUCAUGGGGAAGGUUGGGGAGGACGAAUUCGGACACAUGCUUGGCGGGAUUCUCAAAACGAACGGCGUUGACACGUCAGCGCUCAGAUUCGACGCGGGAGCGCGCACAGCCCUCGCUUUUGUCACGCUCAGAUCUGACGGCGAGAGGGAAUUCAUGUUCUACAGGAACCCUAGCGCGGACAUGCUGCUACAGCCGGAGGAGCUUGAUCUCCCCCUCGCUACAAGCGCAUCUGUGCUACACUACGGAUCCAUCAGUUUAAUCACAGAUCCGUGCAAAUCCGCGCAUCUGGCUUUGCUAGAUGCUGUGGAAGCUAGCGGUAACACUGUUCUCUCUUACGACCCUAAUCUCCGGAUUCCCCUCUGGCCGUCCCCGGAAGCGGCGCGGGACGGCAUCUUGAGCAUCUGGGACCGCGCGCACAUCAUCAAAGUGAGCGACGAGGAGGUGGCGUUUCUGACCAAUGGCGGCGACCCAUACAGCGAUGACGUGGCCCGGUCUCUGUUCAAUCUCAGCCACAAAAACAGCAGCAGCGGCGAUGGUGACGGGAAAGGGAAGCUUAGGCUCUUGCUGGUAACUGAGGGGGAGAAGGGAUGCAGGUAUUACACAGAACAGUACCAGGGGAGAGUGGAUGGGUUCAGUGUUGCUGCUAUAGACACCACUGGUGCUGGUGACGCCUUUGUUGCAGGGUUUCUCCGCAAGCUAGCAGGAGGCAGCAGCGGUAGCAAUGGCUUUGCUGCAUUGGAUUCAUUGCUAGCAGAUGAGGCGAAGCUGAAGGAAGCGCUGCUGUUUGCCAAUGCGUGUGGAGCCAUCACCACCACGGUUAGAGGCGCCAUUCCCGCUCUCCCUGAUGAAAUGAGGGUGGCGCAGGUGCUGGGUUGA
Molecule: messenger RNA, 1368 nt
Organism: Closterium sp. Yama58-4
Lineage: Eukaryota; Viridiplantae; Streptophyta; Zygnematophyceae; Desmidiales; Closteriaceae
Source: the annotation of a GenBank genome assembly